CUCUGCGUAGGCUCGACUGGGCAGAUCAGUGCGCGUUGAAAUUGUGUGGCGGAUGCAGAGAUGUGUUCGGUUGAGAGGUGCCUCUUUUGAUAUGCAGGGACGAGGCGUGUGACGACGAUCCUGUAGAGCGUUGAUUUGCAUUGCAAUUUUGGUUUUUUGGUUUUUUUUGUUUUGUCUUUGGUUUAAUUUUUUGAAUUUAUCGCGAUUGAUUGGGAGGAAGUUGUUUUUUGGUUUGGAGGUUGUUAAUUGUUCGGCGAUUGUGAUGAGGUCGUCGUCGUUCGGUAGCGGUUCGUCGAGGAACAGCCUCCGUUCGAUGGAAUUGCAGGAGGAGUCGCCGAGGUAUGGAGGAGUUGGAAUUGGAGGUGCAAUGCUUCCGGUUUACCUUAAUGAUUUGAGGAGGAAUAUUAAUGGCGGUGGAGAAGAGAUGGUGGAAGUCACUCUCGAGCUCGACGAGGAUGAUUCCGUCGUCCUGUGCAGCGUCGCUCCGGCGAACGGUGCGCAGAAUAACGCGACAGAAGAAGAAGCGACGAAUAGUUUCCUUGCUCGGAGCGCGUCGGCGGCGUCGAGGCUACGGAGGAUGUUCUCGUGGCGGCGGACUCCGUCGGAGAGGACGUCGACGUCGGACGCGGAGGAGCAGCACCAGGCGGCGGUGGUUUCCGCACGUGAGAUGAUGAAGAUGAAGGCGAAGAUGAUGAGAACCAAAUCGAGCGCGCAGAGAGCGCUCGGCGGGCUGCGAUUCAUCAGCCGAAGCACCGGCGGAGAUUCGGAGCCCGACCCGAACCUGCUCUGGAAACAAGUCGAAGCUCGGUUCGACGUCCUCUCCAAAGAUGGCUUGCUUUCCAAGCAAGACUUCGGCGAAUGCAUAGGAAUGGGAGAUUCCAAGGAGUUUGCGGUGGGCGUUUUCAACGCUCUGGCGCGGCGGCGGAGGCAGAAAUCAACCAAAAUUACCAAGGCGGAGCUGCGUGAUUUUUGGCUUCAAAUAUCCGAUAACAGUUUCGACGCUCGUCUCCAAAUUUUCUUCGACAUGGCGGAUGUUAAUGGAGAUGGGAAAAUUACAAGAGAUGAAGUACAAGAGCUAAUAAUGCUGAGUGCUUCUGCUAAUAAGCUGUCCAAUUUGAAAGAACGUGCCACGGAUUAUGCCAAUUUAAUAAUGGAAGAGCUUGACCCUGACCACCUCGGCUACAUUGAGCUAUGGCAGUUGGAAGCACUUCUUCUGCAGAGGGACAAUUACAUGAACUACAGCAGACCUCUAAGCGCAGUAAGUGUAGGAUGGAGCCAGAAUUUGAGCACCAUUUUGGUGAACAAAGUAGGGUCCUUCCUGUUCGACAAUUGGCAGAGAGGCUGGAUACUGCUGACAUGGUUUCUAGCCAUGGCUGCCCUUUUCACCUGGAAGUUCCUCCAGUACAGGAAUCUCCCGGCAUUCCACGUCAUGGGUUACUGCUUAACAACAGCCAAAGGUGCCGCCGAGACUCUCAAACUCAACAUGGCCUUAAUUCUCCUCCCUGUCUGCCGCAACAUCCUGACGCUGCUGAGAUCCACAAGAGCCAGGCUACUCAUCCCUUUCGACGACAACAUUAACUUCCACAAGGUUAUUGCCUGUGCUAUUGCCGUUGGAGUAGUGAUCCAUUCUGGGAGCCAUUUAGCGUGCGACUUCCCGCGCGUGGUGCAAUCAUCGCCAGAUAAUUUCAAACUAAUUGCUUCUGACUUCAACAACAAACAACCGACGUAUACCAGCCUCUUAAACAGCGUCGUCACCACCACCGGGAUCGCCAUUGUCGUGCUGAUGAUGAUCGCCUUCACUCUCGCGACCCGAAGCUUCCGUAAAAAUGGAGUGAAGCUGCCGCCGCCGUUGAACAGACUCACCGGCUUCAAUGCAUUCUGGUACUCCCAUCACCUCCUUGCCCUCGCCUACAUUUUGCUCGUCGUCCAUGGCACGUUCUUGCUCCUUGUUCACCAAUGGUACAAGAAAACGACAUGGAUGUACAUUUCAGCUCCUCUGCUUCUCUAUGUAGCAGAAAGAUGUCUAAGAACUCGAAGGUCAGAACAUUAUGCAGUUAAGAUAUUGAAGGUUGCCGUGCUCCCGGGAGGCGUCUUCAGCCUGGUAAUGGCGAAGCCGAAUGGAUUCAAGUAUAAAAGCGGGCAGUACGUCUUUCUGCAAUGUCCCGCGAUCUCCUCAUUCGAAUGGCAUCCGUUCUCGCUCACUUCCGCGCCGGGUGAUGAUUAUCUGAGCGUUCAUAUCCGCACGGUCGGGGAUUGGACGCAAGAACUCAAGCGAGUAUUCACCGAAGACAAUAGCUCGACUUGCGUUAUCGGACGAGCUAAAUUCGGCGCGCUCGGAAAUGUUCAACAAACUGGCCUGCCUAAACUGCUCGUCGACGGACCGUACGGAGCGCCGGCGCAAGACUACCAAAACUACGACGUAUUACUCCUCGUAGGGCUCGGGAUUGGGGCGACGCCUUUCAUAAGCAUCCUUAAAGAUCUGCUAAACAAUACAAAACCAGACGACCAAAUGGACUUGAACACCGAAACGAGCCACUCCGACGACAGCUCGAACAGCGUUAGCUCUUCGUGGGAGACGCUGAGCGGGAAGAAGAAGUCGCAAAAGAUAAGAAACGCGCAUUUCUAUUGGGUGACGAGGGAGCCGGGAUCGUUCGAAUGGUUCAAAGGCGUGAUGAACGAAACCGCCGAAAUGGAUCACAAGGGCCAAAUCGAGAUGCACAAUUAUCUAACGAGCGUUUACGAAGAGGGCGACGCAAGAUCAACUCUCAUCACGAUGGUUCAAGCGCUAAACCACGCUAAGCACGGCGUCGACAUCCUAUCCGGCACCCGAGUUCGGACACACUUCGCGCGGCCAGAUUGGCGCGAAGUGUUCAACAAAGUAGCUGCAAAGCACCCGUGCUCGACAGUAGGUGUUUUUUACUGCGGAAUGCCAAACUUAGCGAAGGAGCUUAAGAAGCUCUCGCAAGAACUUACUUACAAGACGUCGACAAGAUUCGAGUUUCAUAAGGAAUACUUUUGAAUCGGAGAAAUCGAUCGAUUCGGCUACGACUACAUGUACAAGAGGAAAUAUACACACAUAUAUAUAUGUAUGCAUUUUUAGGAUGUAGCAUCGUUUCUUCCUUGAAGAAGAUGUAAGUAUACAAAAAAAUAUAUAUAUAUACACACACGUAUAGUAUAUAUAUAGGUGUGUUAUGGAAUGUAGAUUUGCUUGGAAAAUACAGCAGCAGGGGAAGGAGAUGGAGGGUGUGAUUUAGUAACAAGAACAAGAACAGAAAACAAUGAGAAAACAGGUACAUUCAUUUGUUCAUUUUAUUUGAUUCUUGUUAACUUAAUUAA
Molecule: messenger RNA, 3336 nt
Organism: Andrographis paniculata
Lineage: Eukaryota; Viridiplantae; Streptophyta; Magnoliopsida; Lamiales; Acanthaceae
Product: respiratory burst oxidase homolog protein E
Exons: 14
Coding region: 263-3019 (918 amino acids)
Cellular component (GO): plasma membrane
Molecular function (GO): calcium ion binding; NAD(P)H oxidase H2O2-forming activity; peroxidase activity
Source: RefSeq, a predicted model, not a curated record